GUGGUCUUUUAGUCAGGUGCGGAUGUCAGACGGAAGCGGAAAUUGUAGUUUUUUUUGCAGAUCUCUGAAGCAUCUCGAAGAAUCAUUUUUCCAGAUCUGUGUGUGCUGGGACCCGAUGUCGUCGUGGAGAGAGAGACUUAAAGAAUGAGCAUCCAAUGAGACCAGAUCGAAAGACAGACUCACGUCUUUGACAUCCCCCACUAUCCGUUUUAUUUCGAUAGGUCCUUGUGGUUUGAGACACCCCAUUAGGCGUCAUGACGUCCUCUAUGCUACGCCGACAAUUGAAGAACCUCGUUCAAAACUUCUCUGAGGCUGAGGUCAAGGUGAGGGAGGCCACCUCCAACGACCCAUGGGGCCCCUCUAGCUCGCAGAUGGCCGACAUCUCGGACCUCACCUACAAUGUGGUGGCCUGCAAUGAGAUCAUGACCAUGCUGUGGAAACGCCUCAAAGACGACAAGAACUGGAGGCACAUCUACAAGUCAUUGACUCUGCUGGAGAACCUAUUAAAGACGGGCUCAGACCGCGUUCUGAAUACGAUGAAAGACAACAUCUACAUUGUGAAAGCGCUAACAGAGUUCCGUUUCCAGGACAAGGAUGGGAAAGAUCAGGGGGUGAACGUGAGGGAGAAGGCCAAGGUAGUACUGGUUCUUAUGGAGGACGACGAGAAACUAAAGGAAGAGCGAGAGUUUGCACUCAAGACCAGAGACAAGAUCUCAAAGAACGCCACUGCCUCCUCGGACGACCCCAACGACCCCAAGGACCCCAACUACAAGCCAGUGUAUGUCCCAGGAGCCACCGGACUCCCCUCCCUAGCCAACAUCCCGUCUGUGGCUGAUCUCGCCGCCAGCUUUGAGGCCAAGAAGCAAGAAAAACUGAGACUAGAGGCCCAGAAAAAAGAGGAGGAACGAAGGUCCAAGAUGACCAAGGAAGAGCUUGAAUGGGAGGAUGCCGCCAAAGCAGGAAAGCCUAAGGUUGCUGACGCCUUUGGCAGGGCAGAUGAGCCAUCAGAGGAGGAUGCAUGGGGCGCAGCAGCCAAAGCACCCGCUCCUGAUCCUUGGGGGGGUGCGCCCAAAGCUCCAUCCGAGGAUGCAUGGGGUGGAACAUCCAAAACUCCAUCCGAGGAUGCAUGGGGUGCACCAUCUAAUGCUACAACAGAAGAAGCAGAUCCUUUUGCGGCGCCAGCCAGUGCCCCAAUAGAUGGUUCAGAUCCUUUUGCGGCGCCAGCCAGUGCCCCAAUAGAUGGUUCAGAUCCUUUUGCGGCGCCAGCCAGUGCCCCAAUAGAUGGUUCAGAUCCUUUUGCGGCGCCAGCCAGUGCCCCAAUAGAUGGUUCAGAUCCUUUUGCGGCUCCAAAAGAUGGUUCCGAUCCAUUUUCGGCACCAUCCAAUGCACCAUCUAAAGUUGAAGCUGAUCUGUUUGGGGCACCAAAAGAUGAUCCAUUUUCAGCACCAUCCAAUACACCAAAAGGUGGUUCUGAUCCAUUUGGGGCACCAAAAGAUGAUCCAUUUUCAGCACCAUCCAAUACACCAAAAGGUGGUUCUGAUCCAUUUGGGGCACCAAAAGAUGAUCCAUUUUCAGCACCAUCCAAUACACCAAAAGUUGAUUCUGAUCCGUUUGGGGCACCAAAAGAGGAUACAUUUUUGGCACCAUCCAAUACGCCAAAAGACGGUUCAGAUCCCUUUGGGGCACCAAAAGAUGAUUCUGAUCCUUUUGGGGGCCCAUUGAAUGUCCCAACAAAGGGUGCUGAUCCUUUUAUGGCACCAUCCAGUCCAAAAACCGAGGUUUCAGACACGUGGGGUGCUCCAUCCAAUCCACUGUCCGAAAAGAAGGCUGAUCCCUGGGGAGACGAGGGGACCACAGCUGCCUCUCCCCCCACAGAUCCAUUUGGCGAUGGCUCGAAGGCUGAUGAUGACGCAUGGGGACCAACAGCAUCGACUCCGCCCACCGCCAGUGACCCUUGGGGUGCACCUGCAGCUCCCACCGACACAGCAUCCACAGACGACCCCUGGGGAGAUGGAGGGGCAUCCACCACUACAGACGCUAUGAACUCUGACCCAUGGGGAGCUCCAAGUAAUGGCACAGACAAUGGAGCCACAGCGGACGAAGACAACAAAUCGCCAGCUUCCUUCCAUGGUGCCGGCUCUUCGCUCGUGGACGUGGACUCACUCCUUUCCCCCAAACCCAAACAACCCCCCCUCGCCAAGUAACAAAGUAAGGACGGGUAAAGGAGAGACCAGACCGUGAAAGAGAUAGACAGAGAGAACCAGAGGGUGAAUAUGAGAAGUAUAUUUAUCUGUUCAUUUAAAGAGACCAGACCGUGAGAGAGAUAGACAGAAGACGAGGGUGAAUAUGAGAAGUAUAUUUAUCUGUUCAUUUAAAGAGACCAGACCGUGAGAGAGAUAGACAGAGAGAACCAGAGGGUGAAUAUGAGAAGUAUAUUUAUCUGUUCAUUUAAAGAGACCAGACCGUGAGAGAGAUAGACAGAGAGAACCAGAGGGUGAAUAUGAGAAGUAUAUUUAUCUGUUCAUUUAAAGCAGUGUUUGUGAUUCAGUGUUUUUACUAGGCCUUCCUCCCCUAUAGUGCAUAACUGUUGUGUGGGUCAGCAUCGGUAGUUGUAGCCAUGCAUAGAUUUUAGAGAUGUAACCGUUUCACUCCUCUCUCUGUUCUAUACUCUCUCUUGGAAUGCUCUGUACUGUAAAUCUGUCCUCCCUCCCUUGCCCCAUUUUCUUUUGCUUUUCCUAAUUUCCUAGGUGUUUUACAAGGCCCAGGCAUGGCUGGCCCUAUGGGCAGAGUCACAUCCAUUGCUGGAGUGUCUUGUACCACAAUCUCCCCAAACUCCAGCCUUUUUGUUUCCACCCCUAUGCCCUACGGUGUCACCCGCCUUUGGAUCCCACGACCCCUUGCUGGGGCCUCCUUUAUCCCAUCUAUCAUCCCAUUCCCUGGGAAUGCCUCAUCCUGGCCUGGCAAUGCCUGCAAUGGGACCUCAGAUGGCAUGCCCCUGUUUUGGAGCUGGGAUGGUACAACCCAAUUGUCUGGGUUGGGUUCCUCAGGCAGGACACUCUGUAGUGGCCCACUUGGGAGCUUCCACUCCUCAAAUGGGAGGGUGGUCCCUUUGCAGUGACACAUGGUUUUAGACACCAGAAUGGGAGAUCCUCCCCAACGGAACAACAAUCCUUUCCUUUUUUUGAAAAGCUACAACCUGUCCAGCUCACCUUCCUCAACCCCAAUAUCUACAGUGGUUAAUAUAAUGUACAUGUCCAAUGUAAGUGUAUGCAAUAAUAUGUAAGAAAUGGAAACAAGACAAAAUAUAAGUAUCUCAAAAUAGUUUUUCCCAAGAAAAACAUUCCAUUUUGGUUGAUUCGAUGUUCAUUUCGGUUCUUCCCAGAGUGGGAAGCUGAGAUGGGGCCGUAGGAGUUAGUUCCAUGUAGUCCUUGUGUGAUUUUGUUCUUGUGCUGUUAUUUUUCAAUUAGACUGGUUAUUAUCAAUGCUCACCUUCUCUAUGCUUGACUCAUAAGGCUCUGAGAUAGGUGGAUGGAGGGUUAAGAAGACCUGAUGAAUCAUUACAGGAGUGUACAAUGGAACAUGGUACACAAAAAGAACAGGAUGGCAGUAGAGCCGCUAUCAGGUGUGUGUGUGUGUGUGUGUGUGUGUGUGUGUGUGUGUGUGUGUGUGUGUGUGUGUGUGUGUGUGUGUGUGUGUGUGUGUGUGUGUGUGUGUGUGUGUGUGUGUGUGUGUGUGUGUGUGUGAGAGAGAGCGCAUGUUUUGUGUGAAAAUGAGGUGAGAUCCUAGAGCAAAAGUAACCAUAACACAACAGUAACUUUUUUGUGAUUUAAAAAAAAGUACAUAUUGUAUCUAUUUAUUCAUUUACUUAUUAGCCUAUUUAUUAAUUAAAUUAUUUGUUUGUUUCUUGAACACUUGGCCUCCAACAGAUACUUUCAAAACAAACUAGAGCCAUAUUCAAAUUCAUUAAUCUCACAUUACUGACAGCAAGCAUCAAAGUUGUCAUUGUCCCGUGGGUUUCUUGAGUUGAACAGUGACUUUAGUUGGAAACGGUCAUAUCCAAUUGGAUAGAACCAUAAUCAUCCACAUUAUCAGCCAAUAACCAAUAGUGGCUUUAUUUCCGUUUUGUCAUUUUAUACACAUAAGUCUACUUAUUUAGUUAUGUUUGGGAACAAACACAUUGUAUACAAUUGAAAGCUGAAUUUGUCAUAUCCUUUUUUUCUGUCCUGCGUAUGUUGUUGAAAACUGUAUCUCAGUCAGUUGAAAGUCUUUAUGUCAAAUAUUUGUAUGACAUGACAACAUUCCAUGCAUACGGUAUUGUUAUGUUUAUCUAUUCAGUGCGUUUUCAUCGUAAGGCCUAUGAAUCCUACGGGAUGCUUGUCAUUCUGUGUUUUGCAUUUCCUCUUUGGCCUCAAACAAAACAGUUGAAAUAGAACAAGACAGUUUACAAAAUGUAAAGCGAAAUGAAAAAUUGGACUGGAAGUCACAAGAUUAAUUUAUCUGAAUCGUAGCGCAAAAGGAUUAGUAUUGUUACGAUAAUACAUUUUAUCGCAGCUACUAUUAUAAUUUAAUUUGUAUGAUAUACUUUUUUAUUUAUGUCAAGGCUGUGGUGUAAACUGUGACAGUACACAUUUGAGAAAUAAAGUUAUUCAAUACUCAAGAUCUCA
Molecule: messenger RNA, 4664 nt
Organism: Salmo salar (Atlantic salmon)
Lineage: Eukaryota; Metazoa; Chordata; Actinopteri; Salmoniformes; Salmonidae
Biological process (GO): endocytosis
Cellular component (GO): plasma membrane; clathrin vesicle coat; endosome
Molecular function (GO): clathrin binding; phospholipid binding
Source: RefSeq, a predicted model, not a curated record